Messenger RNA from Tremella mesenterica DSM 1558, 1253 nucleotides. RefSeq lists its product as uncharacterized. Gene Ontology annotation, molecular function: RNA helicase activity; mRNA binding; ATP binding. The transcript has 15 exons. Lineage: Eukaryota; Fungi; Basidiomycota; Tremellomycetes; Tremellales; Tremellaceae. Gene Ontology annotation, cellular component: catalytic step 2 spliceosome; nucleolus. Bases 13 to 1200 code for a protein of 395 amino acids. The record is from RefSeq and is a predicted model, not a curated record.
AGUACCAUCACAAUGGCAUUGAACUCUUCCGACGAGAAGCUCAUCUUCGAGUCUUCCGAGGCAGUCACAGUCGCUCCUACUUUUGAAGCACUUAACCUCAAAGAAGACCUCUUGCGCGGAAUCUAUGCUUACAAUUUCGAGAAGCCCUCUGCUAUCCAGCAGCGUGCCAUUAUACCCAUCAUGCGGGGAAGAGAUGUCAUCGCUCAAGCUCAAUCAGGUACUGGUAAAACCGCUACGUUCUCCAUCGCUAUCCUUCAAUCGAUCGAUUCAAACAUUCGCGAGUCUCAGGCUUUGGUGUUAUCUCCUACGCGGGAAUUGGCUGUACAGAUCCAAACGGUUGUCCUCGCUUUGGGGGAUUAUAUGAACGUCUCAUGCCAUGCUUGUAUUGGAGGUACCAGUGUCGGCGAAGACAUACGAAAGCUCGAGGCUGGACAACAAGUCGUCAGUGGAACCCCUGGUCGGGUAUUCGACAUGAUUCGUCGUCGUAAUCUGCGCACCAAAGACAUCAAGAUGUUGAUUUUGGACGAAGCCGACGAGUUACUGAAUAAGGGAUUUAAAGAUCAAAUCUAUGACAUUUAUCGAUAUCUUCCUCCGGCCACUCAGGUCGUGGUCGUCUCGGCUACACUCCCACAUGAUGUUUUGGAGAUGACCACAAAGUUCAUGACUGAUCCUAUUCGAAUUCUCGUCAAACGUGAUGAGUUGACGCUUGAAGGAAUCAAGCAGUUCUUCGUGGCUGUCGAAAAGGAGGAGUGGAAGCUCGACACUCUCAUGGAUCUUUACGAUACUCUGACAAUCACACAAGCCGUCCUUUUCUGUAACACCAAGCGAAAAGUCGACUGGUUGACCGAGAAAAUGCGAGAAGCAAACUUCACUGUCAGCAGCAUGCACGGCGAUAUGGUACAAAAAGAGAGAGAUGCCAUCAUGGCAGAGUUCAGGAGUGGUCAGAGUCGCGUGCUCAUCACCACCGAUGUAUGGGCUAGGGGUAUCGACGUACAGCAGGUGUCACUAGUCAUCAACUAUGACCUGCCGUCGAACCGUGAGAACUACCUGCAUCGAAUAGGCCGAAGCGGUCGAUUCGGUCGCAAGGGUGUCGCGAUCAACUUUGUCACCACUGAGGAUGUCUCUAUAUUGCGAGACAUUGAACAGUUCUAUAGCACACAGAUAGAUGAAAUGCCGAUGAAUAUUACGGAUCUUGCUUGAUCUGUAGUGAGGAACCGAGGGUAUACUGUAAGACGAUGCAUCAAUACGAACCA